This is a messenger RNA of Odobenus rosmarus divergens (Pacific walrus), 2149 nucleotides long. It is a transcript of the gene LPCAT2, whose product is annotated as lysophosphatidylcholine acyltransferase 2. Bases 158 to 1792 code for a protein of 544 amino acids. Lineage: Eukaryota; Metazoa; Chordata; Mammalia; Carnivora; Odobenidae. The record is from RefSeq and is a predicted model, not a curated record. The transcript is spliced from 14 exons. Gene Ontology annotation, molecular function: calcium ion binding; 1-acylglycerophosphocholine O-acyltransferase activity. Gene Ontology annotation, cellular component: endoplasmic reticulum.
CGAGACCGGACGGUGUCUAGGUGACUCGCGCCUGCGCAAAGGUCCCGCAGCCGCGCCGCCGGCCGGGACUCUGGUGAAGCCUCCCCCAGGUCGCGGCGGGCGCUCGCUCCCGCGUUCCUCAUCCGUCUCUGGAUCCGGUCCGACGCCCGGCUGGGCCAUGAGCCAGUGUGCGGAGGCGGCGGCGGUGGCGGCCACCGUGCCGGGCGCGGGCAUGGGGAAAGCCGGGCUGCGGCCACCCAUAGUGCCCCGCCAGGCGUCCUUCUUCCCGCCGCCUGUGCCCAACCCCUUCGUGCAGCAGACGCGGAUGGGCGCCGCGAGGCGUCUCCAGAUUUUAUUUCUUGGAGUUAUCCUGCUUCCAAUCCGUGCCUUGUUGGUCGCAUUAAUUAUAUUACUGGCAUGGCCAUUUGCCGCCAUUUCAACAGCAUGCUGUCCCGAAAAGCUGACCCAUCCAAUAACUGGUUGGAGGAGGGAAAUCACUCAACCAGUUUUGAAGUUUCUGGGUCAUGCCCUGUUCUUUUCAAUGGGAUUCAUAGUUACUAUGAAGGGAAAGGUGGCGCGCCCCAUGGAGGCCCCAAUUUUGGUUGCUGCCCCCCAUUCAACAUUCUUUGAUGGAAUUGCCUGUGUCGCAGCCGGGUUGCCUUCGAUGGUGUCUCGAAACGAGAACGCACAGGUCCCUCUGAUUGGCAGACUGUUACGAGCUUUGCAGCCGGUGCUGGUGUCCCGGGUAGAUCCGGACUCUCGAAAAAACACAAUAAAUGAAAUAGUAAGGCGAGCAACAUCAGGAGGGCAGUGGCCGCAGAUACUAGUUUUCCCAGAAGGUACUUGUACUAAUCGUUCCUGUUUGAUUACUUUUAAACCAGGAGCCUUCAUUCCUGGAGUUCCGGUGCAGCCAAUCCUCCUCAGAUACCCAAACAAGCUGGAUACCGUGACUUGGACGUGGCAAGGAUAUACAUUCAUUCAGCUUUGUGUGCUUACUUUCUGCCAGCCCUUCACGAAGGUGGAAGUUGAGUUUAUGCCUGUUCAGAAACCAAAUGAUGAAGAAAAAAGCGAUCCUCUCCUUUUUGCUGGUAGAGUCCGGAAUUUAAUGGCAGAAGCUUUGGGAAUUCCCGUAACAGAUCAUACCUAUGAAGACUGCAGAUUAAUGAUUUCAGCAGGACAGCUAACAUUGCCUAUGGAAGCUGGGUUGGUGGAAUUUACCAAAAUUAGCCGGAAAUUGAAGUUAGACUGGGAUGGUAUUCGUAAGCAGUUGGAUGAAUACGCAAUAAUUGCAAGCUCUUCAAAAGGAGGGAGAAUCGGAAUUGAAGAAUUUGCAGAGUAUUUGAAGCUGCCUGUUUCAGAUGUCCUGAGACAACUCUUCGCACUCUUUGACAGGAACCAUGAUGGCAGUAUCGACUUCCGCGAGUAUGUGAUCGGCCUGGCUGUCUUGUGCAACCCUGCCAACACAGAGGACAUCAUCCAGGUGGCAUUUAAGCUCUUUGACGUUGAUGAGGAUGGCUACAUAACAGAGGAAGAGUUUACCACCAUUUUGCAGGCCGCCCUUGGGGUGCCCGACCUGGAUGUUUCUGGUCUCUUCAAGGAGAUAGCCCAGGGGGAUUCUGUUUCCUAUGAGGAAUUUAAAAGUUUUGCCCUAAAGCAUCCAGAAUAUGCUAAAAUAUUUACAACCUACCUAGACCUCCAGACGUGCCAUGUGUUCUCAUUACCAAAUGAAAUCCAGCCAGCUCCCUUGGUCGCCAGUAACAAAGUCAGCCCUGAAAAUCGUGACGAGAGUACCUCAGACAAAAAAGAUGACUGAAAGCAAAUAUUCACAAUAAGGGAAGGCUUUUACCUGAAAUUGCAAAAGGAUUCGUUGAUAGUUGUUUUCAAAAUGAUUUCUGAGUAAUGAUGAUGUUUAAAAUGGAGAACUUUUUUUUAAAUAAAAAUAAUAGAUUUUCUUAUUAAAAUGCUUUUGUCCAUAUAUGUAUAUUAUUAAGUAAUAUUCCCUUUCUUUGAUGUUAUAUUGUGCUGUACUGAUUAGUUUCCUGGUGAUAAAUAUGUUUUUAUGGAUUUUCCAGUUUAAUUUGCAAAUACCAAUGAAUGAAAUGGUCUCACUUAUUUACCGAUGAGCAUUAAUCAAUGCUGCAAAGAGUUUUAAAAAGUGCAAACACUUUUU